Messenger RNA from Lepus europaeus (European hare), 1070 nucleotides. It is a transcript of the gene USE1, whose product is annotated as unconventional SNARE in the ER 1. The transcript has 7 exons. Gene Ontology annotation, cellular component: SNARE complex; endoplasmic reticulum. Gene Ontology annotation, biological process: retrograde vesicle-mediated transport, Golgi to endoplasmic reticulum. The coding region runs from base 20 to 826 and encodes 268 amino acids. Gene Ontology annotation, molecular function: SNAP receptor activity. NCBI's taxonomy places the organism in Eukaryota, Metazoa, Chordata, Mammalia, Lagomorpha, Leporidae. The record is from RefSeq and is a predicted model, not a curated record.
ACUUCCGCCCUCUUCCAAGAUGGCGCCGGCGGAAGGGGCCGCGUACCGCCCGGCGGGGAUGGCAGCGUCGCGGCUGGAGCUGAACCUGGUGCGGCUGCUCUGCCGCUGCGAGGCCAUGGCGGCGGAAAAGCGGGAUCCCGAGGAGUGGCGUCUGGAGAAGUACGUGGGGGCGCUGGAGGACAUGCUGCAGGCGCUGAAGGCCCAGACGUGCAAGCCGGCGUCCGAGGUGCUCGGCGAAUACUCGCGCAAGGUGGAUUUUCUCAAGGGGAUGCUGCAGGCCGAGAAGCUGACCUCCUCGGCAGAGAAGGCGCUGGCCAACCAGUUCCUGACGCCAGGCCGCGUGCCCACCACGGCCAGGGAGCGAGUGCCGGCCACCAAGACCGUGCACCUGCAGUCACGGGCGCGCUACACCAGCGAGAUGCGGAGCGAGCUGCUGGGAACCAGCCCUCUGCUUGCAGCACCGGGGCCGGACGUGAGGAAGCGCACGGCGGCGGCGGGGCCCCGGCCGGCGGCCGAGCUGGACCUGGCGCUGCAGCGGCAGCAGGAGCUGCAGGAGCAGCUGUCGGAGGAGAUGCUGGACCUGGCCCGGAGCCUCAAGUCCAACACGCUCGCCGCCCAGGGCAUCAUCAAGAGGGACAACCAGACGCUGUCCUACUCGAUCAAGAUGGCCGACCAGAACCUGGAGAAGCUGAAGGUGGAGUCGGAGCGGCUGGAGCAGCACGCGCAGAAGUCGGUGAACUGGCUGCUCUGGGCCAUGCUCAUCGUCGUCUGCUCCAUCUUCAUCAGCAUGAUCCUCUUCAUCCGGGUCAUGCCCAAGCUCAAAUAGGGCCGCCGGCCCCGCCCACCGCGCCCUCUGCACUCGCCACUGUCGGCCCCGCCCCUCGCCGCCGGCCCCGCCCACCGCGCCACCUCUCCCGGCCCCGCUCGUGCACCCUGGGAGGCCGCCGUGUUCCCCCCACCCGACUGAACCCCGGGCCCAGGCCCAGCCUGGCCGUGUGGGCCUCGGGGAGGGACCGCAGACGGGGCUGUCACCUCUCAGUCCAGGAAAAUAAACGCUCAGGAUAUCCUAA